Penicillium maclennaniae is the source of this 795-nucleotide messenger RNA. RefSeq lists its product as uncharacterized. Gene Ontology annotation, cellular component: extrinsic component of endoplasmic reticulum membrane; Vma12-Vma22 assembly complex. The record is from RefSeq and is a predicted model, not a curated record. The transcript has 3 exons. Gene Ontology annotation, biological process: vacuolar proton-transporting V-type ATPase complex assembly. Lineage: Eukaryota; Fungi; Ascomycota; Eurotiomycetes; Eurotiales; Aspergillaceae. Bases 1 to 795 code for a protein of 264 amino acids.
AUGGCUCAGAUUCCUACGCCACCUGCGUCUCGACCGGGCUCUGAGGCUCCUGAGGCCGAGUUAAAAUCCGCGCAAGCCUCCUCAGAGUUGCUUGCUUCAUUGGACGCGCUGCUUGAGCAGUAUUUACACCUACUUGACCAGCAGCAAAAGCUACAAUCGGGACUUUCGAAGCAUCUUUCUUCGGGGUUUCUUGCUCUGGCUCAUGCAAACUACACCUGUCCUCCCGGCCGCCGUUAUGGCCGUGACUACUACGACGAUCGGAUGAAGACGAACAAAAAAGUUACCAUUCAAAUCGAAAAAGACAAGGGACAAGCCGAGUCUGAGGCCAUAGCAGACUCCCAACACGAAGCAGAGAAAUCUGGCAUCAGCGAUCUCCAGUACAAAUUUCGAAUAGAAACAAUUACUAAUUGCGACAACGAGGCAAAGACGGACGAGAAGGACGAGAAGGACGAGUCAUCCGUGGAAAGCAAAUGCACUGCGGCAUUGCCACAGGAGGACACCGCGAAGAACAGAAGUAAUGCAGCUUCAGCAAACAAGGAUUCCGACGUCGUCACCGACACGGAUAAACCGGCCGAGGAAGCCAAGAAGCCUCGCAAGAAAUUCCGUUCCGACGAUCCCAUCUACUGGUACGGCAUCCUGGUACCACCGUCCCUCCGCAACACUCAGAAAUCCUUCACCGAGGGCAUACAGAGUCAAGUGGCUGAAUUGGCGGGAACCAUUGUGGAAAUGCGCGCUCUGGAGCAGAGGAUCACCCAGCUACGCGCCAAUCUUGGGGAUCUUCACUGUCAAGAGUGA